Molecule: messenger RNA, 150 nt
Organism: Paramecium pentaurelia
Lineage: Eukaryota; Ciliophora; Oligohymenophorea; Peniculida; Parameciidae
Source: the annotation of a GenBank genome assembly
AUGAGACAAUUAAACGAUGACACAUUUAACAUUCUUACAUCAUUUAAUUGUUAAACUCAUGAAUCUUAUGGAGCUAUAACCGGGUAGUAUUUAGUAUUUUGGGAUAAUGAAUAUAAAAAAUACUCAUCAUAUGAAAUAUUUUAUAAAUGA